AUGCAGGCACUCCGAGCCCUUCAGCGAUCCGGCCUCUCCAAGGCGGUCGCCGCCGCCUCGUCGUCGUCCUCGGCGACGCUCUCGCAGCGCUCCUUCCACUCGUCGCGCCGUGCGCUCGAGUUCUCCAAGUUCAACAUGCCCGCCAUGUCGCCCACCAUGACCGAGGGUGGUAUCGCCGCCUGGAAGAAGCAGCCCGGUGAGGCCUUCUCCGCCGGUGACGUUCUGCUCGAGAUCGAGACCGACAAGGCCACCAUGGACGUCGAGGCCCAGGACGACGGUGUCCUCGCCAAGAUUCUCGUCGGCGACGGCGCGAAGGCGGUUCAGGUCAACUCGCUCAUCGCCAUCAUGGCCGAGGAGGGUGACGACCUCGCCGGUGCCGACGCCUUCGCCUCCAAGGCCGCUUCCGAGAGCGGUGACGCCAAGCCCGCUGCCAAGGAGGAGCCCAAGGAGGAGUCCAAGCCUGCCGAGCAGCCCAAGCAGGAGUCCGCCCCCGCCGCCUCCUCGUCCUCCUCUUCUUCCUCGUCCUCUUCCUCGUUCAGCGGCUCGCAGAGCUCUGGCGACCGCAUCUUCGCUACGCCCGUCGCCCGCAGGUUGGCACAGGACAAGGGCAUCGCGCUCAACAAGAUCAAGGGCACCGGCCCCGACGGCCGCAUCAUCAAGGCUGACGUCGAGAACUACAAGCCCGAGGCGGCGGCUGCUGCGCCCGCACCGUCGGCCGCUGCUUCCAAGCCUGCCGCCGCCGCUGCUCCUGCCCCUGCCUCGGGCGAGGGCGACUACACCGACGUGCCCGUGUCCAACAUGCGCCGCACCAUCGCUGCGCGCCUCACCGAGUCCAAGUCGACCGUGCCCCACUACUACGUCAGCAUCGACGUCGAGAUGGACAAGGUGCUCAAGCUGCGCGAGGUGUUCAACAAGGCGGCUGCCGAGAAGGCUGGCAAGGACGUCGAGAAGGCCAAGGCGGCCAAGCUCAGCGUGGGCGACUUUAUCACCAAGGCCGCCGCCGUGGCGCUCAAGGAGGUGCCCGACGUCAACUCGGCCUGGUACGGCGACUUUAUCCGCCAGCACAACAAGGCCGACAUCUCGAUCGCCGUGUCCACUCCCACCGGCCUCAUCACGCCCAUCGUCAAGGACGUCGGCGGCUCGGGUCUCGCCACCAUCUCGGCGGCUACCAAGCAGCUGGCUGCCAAGGCGCGCGCUGGCAAGCUCUCGCCGCAGGAGUACCAGGGCGGCUCGUUCACCAUCUCCAACAUGGGCAUGUUUGGCAUCACCCACUUCACCGCCAUCAUCAACCCGCCCCAGAGCUGCAUCCUUGCCAUUGGCGGCACCGAGGCACGCCUCAUCCCCGACGCCGAGAGCGAGCAGGGCUUCCGCAAGGCCAUGGUCAUGCAGGCCACCAUCUCGGCAGACCACCGCACUGUCGACGGCGCCACCGCCGCCAAGUGGAUGAAGGCCUUCAAGGACGCCCUCGAGAACCCGCUCAGCUUCAUGCUCUAA
This is a messenger RNA of Moesziomyces antarcticus, 1494 nucleotides long. Its product is annotated as dihydrolipoamide acetyltransferase. The transcript has a single exon. The record is from RefSeq and is a predicted model, not a curated record. Gene Ontology annotation, cellular component: pyruvate dehydrogenase complex. Gene Ontology annotation, biological process: pyruvate decarboxylation to acetyl-CoA. NCBI's taxonomy places the organism in Eukaryota, Fungi, Basidiomycota, Ustilaginomycetes, Ustilaginales, Ustilaginaceae. The coding region runs from base 1 to 1494 and encodes 497 amino acids. Gene Ontology annotation, molecular function: dihydrolipoyllysine-residue acetyltransferase activity.